GCGCCGGGGCUGCAGGGCGCCGGGCCGCCGCCCCGCACGCUCCCGGGCCCCCCGCCACCCCUAUGAGAGAAGGAGAAGCCGGGCGAAGGAGCAGGACGCUCGGCAGUUGGACUCCGCCGCAAGCCCGGAGCGCCCCCUCCGCCCGCGCCCCGCCGGCGCCCGCGAAGCGAGAUGCAACCGCCGCGCUCCGGCUGAAAAGGGAAGGGGCCGGCGCCACCCGCUCGCUCGGAAGCCGGUCCCCGCGGCGGCUGCGCGUCCCGGCCGCGGCCCCCCGGGCCCGGGAGUGAACAGGAGCGGGAGGAGGAGAAGGAGGACAAGCGGCCGGCCCGGCGUUGGCCGGGGCUGGGGAGGAGGGACGGCGCGGGGGGCGCGCGCGGGGGGCGGGGAGGGGGCCCCGGCGGAUAAAGAUGGCACUGUCUCUCAUCCAAGCGUGCCGCAGCCUGGCUCUCUCAACAUGGCUGCUUUCCUUUUGUUUCGUGCAUCUGCUCUGCCUGGACUUCACCGUGGCCGAGAAGGAAGAAUGGUACACCGCCUUCGUGAACAUCACCUACGCCGAGCCCGCGCCGGACCCCGGGGCCGGGGCGGCGGGCGGCGGCGGCGGCGGCGGCACCGCCGCCGAGCUGCACACCGAGAAGACCGAGUGCGGGCGCUACGGGGAGCACUCGCCCAAGCAGGACGCCCGCGGGGAGGUGGUCAUGGCCAGCUCGGCCCACGACCGCCUGGCCUGCGACCCUAACACCAAGUUCGCCGCCCCGGCCCACGGCAAGAACUGGAUAGCCCUCAUCCCCAAGGGCAACUGCACGUACAGGGAUAAGAUCCGGAACGCGUUCCUGCAGAACGCCUCCGCCGUGGUCAUCUUCAACGUGGGCUCCAACACCAACGAGACCAUCACCAUGUCCCACGCAGGUGUAGAAGACAUCGUGGCAAUAAUGAUUCCUGAGCCCAAAGGGAAGGAGAUAGUGAGCCUGCUGGAGAGAAACAUCACCGUGACAAUGUACAUCACCAUUGGAACCCGGAACUUGCAGAAAUACGUGAGCCGCACCUCGGUUGUGUUUGUCUCCAUCUCCUUCAUUGUUCUGAUGAUCAUUUCCCUCGCCUGGCUGGUCUUCUAUUAUAUCCAGAGGUUUCGAUAUGCAAAUGCCAGGGACAGGAACCAGCGCCGACUGGGAGAUGCAGCAAAGAAAGCAAUCAGCAAGCUCCAGGUCAGGACCAUCAAGAAGGGUGACAAGGAAACCGAGCCUGAUUUUGACAACUGUGCAGUUUGUAUUGAAGGGUACAAGCCCAACGAUGUGGUCCGGAUCUUGCCCUGCCGGCAUCUUUUCCACAAGUCCUGUGUUGACCCCUGGCUCCUAGACCAUCGCACCUGUCCCAUGUGCAAGAUGAACAUUCUUAAAGCCCUAGGGAUCCCGCCCAAUGCCGACUGCAUGGACGACUUGCCCACUGACUUCGAGGGAUCUCUGGGAGGUCCGUCAACCAACCAGAUCACCGGCGCAAGCGACACAACCGUAAAUGAAAGCUCAGUCACUUUGGACCCUGCUGUCCGGACCGUGGGAGCCUUGCAGGUGGUCCAGGAUACAGAUUCCGCCCCGCAGGAGGGAGAAAUCAUCUUCACCACCAACAGUGAGCAGGAGCCAGCUAUAAGCAGUGAUUCUGACAUCUCGCUGAUCAUGGCAAUGGAGGUUGGACUGUCUGAUGUAGAACUUUCCACGGACCAAGACUGCGAGGAGGUGAAAUCUUGAAAUGGCGAAUAUAGAAAAAAGGGGUUAUAGGACCCAAGGGGAAGGAAGGGAGGAGUGCCCCAAGACUGGACCAGGCACGUGCCCCUCCAGAACACCUUGGCAACGCCAGGGCACUCCACACAAGAAUGGUACCGAAAAGCAAUAUCCAAAGUCACGUUCAUCAGGAUGCAGUUUCUCCGUCUCUACAACAGCUCAUGGCCUUGGCACCUUUGAAGUUGAAAGCUGAUUUUCUUUCCCAUGUCCUUGUAGACACACACUUCCGAAGUUCCUCAAACAGACGGAAAAGACACUUUUAGGGCUUCUUAGUUUCAUUUCAGUUUCUUGUUUUCCUAUUUGGGGAAUGUUGUUGAUUUCUUUGGCGCUUUCUUUUUAAGGACUAUGUGUAGUUUAUGUUCACUCUUUUGUUUUUCCUUUGAUUCACUCCAGCUUUUGUACAGAGUUCUGUUUAGAAGCAUCAGUUCCUGCUAUGACCAGUUUGUAUUCCAUCUCUGAGAUUAAUGGCCUUGACCUCUCAGCAUGAAGUGUGCAUGGCUUUAGGAAGUGCCUCAGCACCUUGAAACAGUCUAAGGCCAGCUUUCAUUUAGAAUCUAAAUUCUUUUAAGUGGAUCUUGGAAAUGCCAGCUGCCAGAGACCCCAACACCAAGCUCUGAAUCUGCUGAGGCCACUGCUCAUUUUUUUCAGCUACAUACACUGGCUUCCACUUGCCAGGCUCUGUUAAGGACCCACGUGACUUGAGAAGGAAGCUCUAGGGAGGCACUUCAAUCCGUCUGAUUCUUAACAGUCUUUGGCUGAAAUUCUGAACUCACAAGUUCCCACUAGGGCAUUAGCACCAUUCUCUGUGGCUGUAGGGCUUGUCCAUCACUGGGACUGCAAGCCCAAGCCUAGUUUUCAAACCAGAUACCAUAUACUCUUCCUGAAAGCAAAAUGUCUGUUUCCCCAAGGCUACAGCAGUCUUUUGUUACCUCCACAAAUGGGUUCUGCAGGAGAUGGAAGCUUUAGAAAAGAUCCAGUCGUCUUUGGAUCCAACACAGUGAGGGCUGCAGUAGCAUCUAGGUCUUACCUUAAUUCCAAUAUGCUUCUGUUCAACCUCGCCAGACCUCGAGGGAGGAUUUAGGUAAAUCCUUAAGAAAUUGCUUCCCAGGGCUCCCCUGAGUGCGUCUAGAUACCAAGUGGGAGGGGAGGUGUGAUUUGAUAAACCAUUUGAUCUAAAAAGUACAGCAUGGGAGUUGUUGAUGUCAAGUUUCUCCUGACUGAGAGAGACAAAGAGGGAAAGGAAACGAGGUAUCAAAGUGAAUUCUAAAAACCCACCGGUGUUUUUAAACUGUUUGUUUUUAUUCUUUUUUUGACAGAGGUGUGCUAUUUUUUUCAGUGGGCAAUUCUGUAAUACAUUGAGACUCUCAGGAUGCAGGGAUGACUAAGGCAGUGUGAAUAGCUUCUCUGGACCAUUAGAUGGAUCACCUCGACAUCCGCGAAAGGCCAUGCUGCCGCGUGGGUUACCUGGGAGAGAAAGCUUCUCUCACUGAGUUAUUUAUGUAUGUGAUGAGGCCCUUCUGUCUCACUACAUGCAUACUCAUGCAAAAACAGAGUUUUGUUCUGCUGUAAGAGCUUGCUGCCUGCUGGAACACGGUGUAUGUGUCAAGGGAGACCCCUGGCUGCUCUUUUUUCACCACCUUGAACAAUUUCCUAUUUGACGCUUUCUAAGUAGGCAGCAAGGCAAGGAAAAUGAUCACCACCUUCACAAAUGUCACAUCUCUCUAGGAGUCCAACACUUGCAGUAAUGAAAUCCAGGGUCUCCAGGCAGGGAGACAUGAAGGCAGUGCCAAAUCAGGAGUCAGGAGGCGUAGAUGAGCAGCGUGCUUGCUGGGCCUUGGCUUCUCCAUCUGUAAGUGACAGAGAUUAACAAGAUGUUGCCCAAGCCUCUUUCUGGUCUUAGGACCACGAAUGAGCAUUUUGCCGGGGGAUCCAUUUUUGACAGAGAGCUAUGACAUAUAGCAGACUCUCUACGUUGGGGAGGCACAGUUACUUGACAUGUAACGUAUAACAGCUUUGGGGAUUUGGCACUCUUGCGUGGCUGAGACUCUCUAAAUGACUGAACUUUAAGUGCAAGUAGGAGUUGUUUUGUUUCGCCUUGUUUUAAAAACCACACUUAGGGCUUCCCUGGUGGCUCAGUGGUUAAGAAUCCGCCUGCCAAUGCAGGGGACACGGGUUCGAGCCCUGGUCCGGGAAGAUCCCAUAUGCCGCGGAGCAGCUAAGCCCGUGCGCCACAACUA
Physeter macrocephalus (sperm whale) is the source of this 4009-nucleotide messenger RNA. RefSeq names its product ring finger protein 150 (gene RNF150). Bases 408 to 1739 code for a protein of 443 amino acids. The transcript is spliced from 7 exons. The record is from RefSeq and is a predicted model, not a curated record. NCBI's taxonomy places the organism in Eukaryota, Metazoa, Chordata, Mammalia, Artiodactyla, Physeteridae.